Mycena citricolor is the source of this 3843-nucleotide messenger RNA. Lineage: Eukaryota; Fungi; Basidiomycota; Agaricomycetes; Agaricales; Mycenaceae. The record is from the annotation of a GenBank genome assembly.
AUGAGUGCCGAUGCGUUGGACGCGAGGGCUUCCCCUAUUUGGGACUUUCGCAGAAAUGCGAGCAACCAACUUGUGGUUCUAUGCAAGAUUUGUGCAGAUGGGAUUGAGCGGAACGGAGCGCUGAGCCAUCGAACCCGCCACGAGAGCAGUCAAGCUCAUAAAAGGGCCUUACAGAGACGCAAUGAAGCAGUGGACGAGGCAGAGCUUUUUCUGCGUGGUGCGAGCAGCGUCGAUCCGGCACAAAAUACCACUAUCUCAGACAAGGACAUCGCGGAUGAAGGGCUCAGGAAUCUCCUAUCCUCAUUGGGGGGCGGUGUAUCUCAUCCUUACCCCGUCCCAAACACGGAGCCAGACUACCAAACUGACUUGCAAUUGGAGGGAGCGAGCUCAAACUCAGUUCUUGGAAUCAGCUGGAACAUGAUUCAAGCGCGCAGCGACACCGAAUUUGUACUUUCAGCUGAUGACCGAGCUGUUGCCUCUCUCACAAAUGCGAUUCUUCAACGCUUCGACCUUGAUGCGUUCUCGGAUGAUGACGAGAAUGAGCGUUCUGAGAAUGAUCUGGAUACGGAACCGCAUGACGAUGAGUCCCCUUCGCGCACUCAAAACCUAGAUCCACAAUCGGAUGGUUUACCGCCGCCUCCGAAGCGACCUCGUGGUGACCAUGAGCAUGAGUCCGAGGCCGCCCGUCUUUACUGGCAUCCUUGGGAAGAUCGAAUUACUUGCACACUGGAUAUUCUAAUGCACCUGCCCCGUUCGGUCUUCUCACAACGCCAACUCGAUCUCUUCCUGUGGCUGCUCAAAGUCAAUAACAUACCCUACGUACCGUCAAUCAAGCAAAUGCAAAGAUUAAAUCUCGGACUCCAGAAACUCUGUGGCAUCGAAACGAUAGCGUAUAACGGCGCUCUUGGUCACAAAUAUUUUGUGAAUAAUAUCGCUCAGAUAAUUGCGCAGGAAAUGGCAAACCCUAGAGUUCGAAGACAUCUCUCAUUUUACCCAGAAGAUUCCGGCUCAAAAUUAUCGGAAGCUCGACAGGGUCAGCGGUGGCUGAAUGAGAUUCCCGAUACUCAGACAACGCCCAUGGCCCGACUUCAUGGCCAUGAUUAUUACAUUUACGAGCCGUGUAUGGCAUCGGCUGCGGAGGCAACAGCACAAUUUGUCAUUCCCACCCGGUGGUUUACUCGCGAAGGAUCUCUGUUUGCCAGGUGUUGGAGAAUGAUUCCAGUUGCGAGUGAUUGCGGUUCUGGUUGGCGUGUUAUCAAGACCGUCAGCGUUGAUAUUCCGGCCUCGCACUUCUUCAAGAAUUUUCUGGGAUUUCAGGCCGAUGCCGGCGUGUAUGGUGUUCCUCACCCAUCAUAUAUCAUUGAUGUUGUCGACACAAACGCUGCUCAGCCCAGUGUUCCCUGGACAUAUACCAACGCCGUUCUCGGUAAUCCAUGGCGCGCAAAAGCGAAGGGAUGUCGCGUUGUUUCAUUCCCAAUGUGGCUCUACUGCGAUGAUACCUCUGGGAAUGUUUCCAAAAAAUGGAACAAGCAUAACAGUUUCUUGAUGACUCCUGCUGGUCUGAACCGUCAUGAGAGCCAGAAAGAAUUCAAUAUUCAUUUCUUGUGCACGUCAAACCUCGCCCCUCCGCUGGAAAUGAUGGAUGGAGUUGUAGAACAGCUCGAACAUGGCCAGGAAAACGGAAUUUGGGCAUGGGAUAUCGUCCUUCAGGAGGCAGUACUUGUCAUCCCGGAGGUUCUGGCUCUGCUCGGAGAUAAUCCAAUGCAAAAUCAAGACGAUUUGCAGCCUCAGCGUUCUGCUGGUAUCAGCCCCGCUACUCAAAACGCAUCCGAUGUUGGCAGUGACGGCGAUGCAAGCAGUGUUGGGGCACAGAGCGAUGACAGUUUGAACAGCACCACCAAGUCGCAGAAGAAACGGGCAGCAGCAGGGAAGCGAGCAUUGGAGACAAUGGGACAAAUGGUAACACGCGUCAAAGCGUUCAUGACGAUCAGCCGCUUGCGCCAGAAAUCCGAGACAAUAGAACACUUGCGCUCUGAAUUCAUUACUGCUUCUACUACUGUGGACAAGAAGACACAGAUCAAGCAACAGCGUACCGAGACCGGGAUCAAAGAUACUUUCCAACAGUUUUUUGUGGAGAAGUUAUUCGACUCGCACAAAAAUAAGCGCGGACAGCCGGCCCGUUUGGAAGCGCUUCGAAUUCAGGCCGACGCUCUGCCCGCCCCUGACAAGACGAUGAGUCCAGUUUGGCGAAUCAAAGGAUUGGACCCACAUCAGGACACACCCGUCGAAAUUCUCCAUGUGGUUCUCCUUGGAUUUGUCAAAUAUCUUUGGCGCGAUCUCAUUCAGAUUCAAAUCAAGAAUAAGGACGACAAGAAGGAGCUCCUUGUCACACGUUUGAACUCAGUCGAUACUCACGGACUUGGAAUAUCUCCCUUGGCUGGCCGAACUCUUGUUCAAUAUGCAGGCUCUCUAACUGGUCGGGAUUUCCGUGCAAUUGCCCAGGUGGCUCCUUUCACUGUCUAUGACCUUGUCGCGCCGGAAUGUUUUGAAACUUGGAAGGCGUUAUCAAAACUCGUCCCUCUCAUUUGGCAACCAAAAAUUGACGACAUCGAGAUAUAUCUGGACCGCUUGACUCGCGAGAUCGAUCACUUUCUUUCUUGUGCUGCGCGAUGGACUAACCGUUGGUUUAAUAAGCCCAAAUUCCAUAUCUUGCUUCACUUACCAGCGCAUAUUCGGCGAUUCGGGCCUGCCAUCUUGUUUGCAACAGAGGCCUUCGAAUCAUUCAACGCUAUAAUUCGUUCAAAAAGCGUUCAUUCGAACCGCCAUGCACCUUCGCGUGAUAUUGCGGCAGGUUUUGCCCAGGGCAAUCGCGUACGGCACUUGCUUAGCGGAGGGCUCUUCCGAUCCAAUCCCAGUCAGACCAGUAACUCCUCGCAAGGAGAUUGGAUUUCAGCCGGACCAGGGCCGCUUGCUCUCGUCGAAGGCACGGUCGCCUCUUAUCUUGGACUUGCUGAGGACAAGGGACGUAAAGUGGGAGGUGUUAGCGAGUGCAUAGAUAAAGGGGUCUUAAGACGUGCCGCAGAGACGGUCACUGCUAAGCACAUAGCAGCCUGGAACAACCAGACUGGGCUGUUCAAGUCAUGGAACCGACUGGAACUGCUAAAUGGCGAUCGUUGCGGGCUGCGAUCUUAUGUCCUCACCCGAAGGGAUUCGCAAACGAGAGUCUGUCGUUUGGAGGAGCUAUUGCAACGACCAGGGUCGGUCAACAGUAUAUCCGAGCUGCCUGACAUCAUCUUGCUGCAAGAGGCCACUGUGGAUCCAAGCCUUGGACAAUACGGGAUGCCGCGAUUGGUGUUAUCAGGGCGGUGGUACAUCACCUGCCUCGAGGACAUUCUCUGUUCUGUGAACGUGCAACACAAUUGCAUCAAGUAUAAGUGUGACACCUCGGGCUCAGUCCCAGUCUAUCAGGAACGUGUCAAGACGACUCAAACACAAGCUCAGAUUCAUCACCGGGGGGAUCGUGAUGAUGUGGUCUUGAAUACGGCCCAGAUGCGAGAUGCCUUGUAUCUCCAGACGUUUCGGAUCGACGCGCCACCCCCAAACCUCGAAAUGGUCGUUCACGAGAGUGCCGCCAAAGAAAUAUCGCUCCGGCAGGGCUCAAAGGGCCGGACAAACACUCCAGCAUUACCGUCAAUCACUGCUGCUCGUCCCAUUCCGAUGGCUGCUCGUCCAGCUUCGAUGUUGUUGCCAAGCGGUGCAAGAUUGCUGUCGCAUUCAAGUGUGCCAAUUCACCACCCCGGAUUGCCGCACGGUUCCUCCUCUCUCUCACACAGUCAACAGUAG